Dibothriocephalus latus is the source of this 333-nucleotide messenger RNA. The record is from the annotation of a GenBank genome assembly. NCBI's taxonomy places the organism in Eukaryota, Metazoa, Platyhelminthes, Cestoda, Diphyllobothriidea, Diphyllobothriidae.
AUGCAUGUCGAAAUGGCGCAUUACCUGGAACGCCUACUUAGAAGUGACGGACGAUUCGAGAUCGUGGGUGAAGUCACGCUCGGUUUGGUCUGCUUCCGCAUAAAGAAUGACAAUGAGCGUACACAGACGCUGUACGAAAAGAUUGAAGCCGAUGGUCGUCUGCACUUGGUGCCGUCCUUUAUUCGUCAUCCAGUUGAGCUGUUCUUUAUCCGGGUCGUUAUGUGCUAUCAAUUUAUGGAUGAAGAAUUGACGCGAACCUCAUUCAAUGUCAUCUCCGAGCUGAACACGGAAAUUUUUGGUGUAAAGGAGACAACGCAUAGCCUGCACAAUUGA